CCCCACCCCCGCCUAUGGGACGGCCCAGCUCUCCCCGCAGAGGAAUGGGCUGGCCCGGCGAUGCGCGGGCGGGAGGGACGGCGGCGGCCCUAGAUGGCGGAGCUGCAGCUGGACCCAGCGAUGGCGGGGCUGGGAGCGGGUGGAGGCAGUGGGGUGGGCGACGGGGGCGGGCCAGGUCGCGGGCCCCCCAGUCCUCGCCCAGCUGGCCCAACACCCCGGGGGCACGGCCGCCAGCCCGCCGCUGUCGCGCAGCCAUUGGAACCCGGUCCCGGACCGCCCGAGAGGGCGGGGGUCGGUGGCGCGGCUCGCUGGGUCCGGCUGAAUGUGGGCGGCACCUACUUCGUGACUACCAGGCAGACCUUAGGCCGGGAGCCCAAGUCUUUCCUCUGCCGCCUCUGCUGCCAGGAGGACCCAGAGCUGGACUCAGACAAGGAUGAGACGGGAGCCUAUCUGAUUGACAGAGACCCUACCUACUUUGGUCCUAUCCUAAACUACCUCCGCCAUGGGAAACUCAUCAUUACUAAGGAGUUGGCAGAAGAAGGCGUUCUGGAAGAAGCAGAGUUUUACAAUAUCGCCUCUCUCGUGCGCCUGGUUAAGGAGAGGAUACGAGACAAUGAGAACAGAACUUCACAAGGCCCCGUGAAGCACGUGUACAGAGUCCUGCAGUGUCAAGAGGAAGAGCUCACGCAGAUGGUCUCUACCAUGUCUGACGGCUGGAAGUUUGAACAGCUAAUCAGCAUUGGAUCCUCAUAUAACUAUGGAAAUGAGGACCAGGCCGAAUUUCUCUGCGUCGUCUCCAGAGAAUUAAAUAAUUCUACCAACGGCAUUGUCAUAGAGCCAAGUGAAAAGGCAAAGAUUCUUCAGGAGAGAGGCUCUCGGAUGUAAGCUGAGAAUCUGAAAUCCCAGAAUCCUGAAGGAUGGAAGAGGGAUCCAGCAGGGGAACGCCGCAGACUUGUGCCUGUACAGUCACUGAGCUACUGCAAAGCAAAGCUGGGCCUGGUCCCUGGCGAGGACGUGUCCCCCCGCCCCUCAGGAUCCCCAGGACAGCUGCAGCCCUGGCUGCAGACCACCUUUGCAGAAGCUUGCUUUUGUUUGCUUAGCCAGUAUUCUGACAGAUUUGAUGACAGCAGCUGGGCUGGGUCCCCAGGUGGAGCCUUUUAGAGGUCUGCGGGAAGGGAAGGAUGGUGGGUCCUUGGAAACAUCUAGAUGUCAAGGAAGCUGGAGAGGAAGGAGGAGGAGUGUCCUGAGCUUUGCCCUCUUCUCACCUGUGGGUGCCAUGGUGGACGCUGGCAGCUGCUUCUGACCCCUCCUUCCCUCCUGCUAGUCCCCCACAAGGAGUGCUGAGAGGCAGCAGCUUCUCGCUUCUGUGUGUUAGACUGAAGUUUGGAGCCGAGGAGAGUUACCAGAGGAUGUGUACUGUGCACAGAGCCUCUGCAGCAAGGGAGGACGGAUGUCCCUUGCUGUGGUGGGCAUUGGUGGGCACUGCUCUCAUCUGACACUGUGCUGCUCCCAUGAGCAACUUUACUGGGCGUCAUGAGGCCUGCUUUGUCCCCAGGAAGGGGUUUGAGGCAGACAGAAAUGCAGCCUUAUCCUCAUUGACCCGUUUUGCUUCCCUGGCUUUUUAACUGGACCAAAGAUAAAGGACUUUGUGGACCCUCCAGUGGCUUGGGGUGGGAACAGCUGUUUCUCUGGAAGCUGCCAAAUAUGUCGAGUUGCCAAAUGUAAAAGUGGCAUUGUUUCUGUGAUGGUCCGCAGAUGCCCAAGUGAACGUACCAUUUGUGUCUCUCCAUGGUUUCUGACCUCAGCAGACCUGCCCCACAGCACCUUGAGUGACUCUGCAGUGUUCCCUACAGUGUGUGUUGGCAGGCAGUUAGGCCUUCAUUGUCUCUGGUCCCACCCUACCCCUGUGACUUUCCUGGGAGCACCAUGUCACAUCAAGUGCUUGUCUGAGCAGGGUGCCAUGGAGCUUGUACCCAAAUUUCUCCUCUGAGCGUUUGUGUCUCGGUGAGCAGCCAUGAAGAGCAGAGGAGCUACAGCGUCCUUCGUUUUCCCUAGACAGCUUCCAGGAACACGGCACACGGAGAGACAGAAAGGUGCCUCUGGGGAACGUACUGCCUAACAGCCGCCUUGGCCCCAGCACCCACUCGGGGCACCCUUAAAGCUGAGUUCUGUGGCUCGGCUGCUCAUCAGGGGCACAGGGCAGGGAUUUCUAGAAAGACUGCACUAUACCAGGUACCUUUGGAGCGAAUAACCUGCUGGUGUUCCUGAGGACAUUGUCUUCAGGACCCUCACACGCGUCCUCCUUGCUCUGCCUGUGGACUAGCACAGAAGCGUGCGCACAGCUUCCGGCAGCCUGCACGUGGCACCACUGUAAGUGCACAUGUUGGCCCCUCAGAAACCUGGCACGUGGGAUAUUUUUACAGCUGAAACACGUUACAGAACUACUUACAGGAAGUACAGUCAUUCCUCCCAAAGGGUCAUGGGCUUUCACACACACACAAAGAUUUAGAUAUAGUCGGAGAAAAGCAGAGAACAGGAAUUACUGCUCUGCCUACCGUAGGACAGAGGACUUUGGAAGAGGGACUUUGGCCAAAUGGAGUAUCCUCAUACUAGGAGAAGCACUUCGCUGGGGGCCUCGCAGUCACUCCUAUAGGCCCCUGUCCCUUUGCUUCCCAGACCAUGCAUGAUGCUCAGCACUGAGCAGGGGUCUGGGCAGGGCCAGUUCUAGCACCACGUUCAGCGAGAAGGAAUGAGGCGGGAGGUGGCCCCAGGCAAGUGCCUGGCAAAUGCAGUGUUACCCUCCUGGACUCCCCCCACCUCCACCAAAACACUGCUGCUGAGCCCCGAGCCCAGUGCACUGGGAAAUGUGUACUUCUGCCUGGCAGAGGGCACUUCGAAGGUCCCUCUGCUCUGGGCUCCAGGAGUCAGAGGGAGGUUGGUUUUUUCAGGGUUCUUAGAAGUAGUUUUGUUUUUUGAGUUUUUAGAUUUUAUUUGAAUAUUGAUUCAAAGAAAUAAACAGUAGGGAGUUUGAAUACUGACUUAUACUUGGAUAUUAAAAUUGUAAAUUAUCUUAGUUAUUGUAACGCAAUUAUGAAAAUACUUUCAGUGGCCUAGGAACAAUGUAGGGUCAGAAUUUUGACUCCUAACUCUUCCCCCAAACAACCAGAGGCUGCAAACACGGAGCCACAAAUGAUUCUGUUCAAGUUUUGAGAGCCACACAACCCCAAAGACUAUGCAAAUCAAGGGGAGCACUGGAGGGAAUGCCUCUUCCUGACCCAAGUCCACCGGAAAGGGCAAAUGUGGACCAGCCCCAAAUACAGCUGCCUGGUCUGUUUAGACCAUGGCCUUGGGGAGUGAGAGGGGACUCUCUGCUGUGAGUUAUCUUACCUGAGUCCUAAGGUUCACGCCAGUGUCCCUGCUCCUCGGCCUCCUACUCUGGGGAGUCUGGCUGCUGGCUGCUCCCUGGAGAAGGAGGUCUGUCCUCCCUCCCAUUGGUUUACGAAUAUUGCAUGACCAGUGCUACCCACAGUCCCUGGGUCCCCAGGACCACCAGAUGGGGAGUGUCCCUGCCUCAGGUCUGGACACUUCUGUUAUUUCACCGGAGCCUCAUCCCUUUGUUGGGUGUGAGGGGGGACCAGCCUCCUCUGCAGUGACUUCAUUUCUGCAGUCAUUGCUCUUUGGUGUCAGCAAGACGUGGGGUGGAAGCAACAGAGAUGAUGAGUAGAGCCAAAGGGACCCCCCACACUCUCUAGCACAGCCUUUGAUCCAGACCUUUGGGACCAUAGACGUCACUUGUGGGUACCCUUUUGUUAUUGUUCAUGUGUCUGAACAAAGUCUGAAACGCUGUGACUUUUUUUUUUUUUUUUUUUUUGGUCAAUAAAGAUGAAAGAAAUUCA
Molecule: messenger RNA, 3896 nt
Organism: Cavia porcellus (domestic guinea pig)
Lineage: Eukaryota; Metazoa; Chordata; Mammalia; Rodentia; Caviidae
Gene: Kctd2
Product: potassium channel tetramerization domain containing 2
Exons: 6
Coding region: 94-885 (263 amino acids)
Biological process (GO): proteasome-mediated ubiquitin-dependent protein catabolic process; protein homooligomerization
Cellular component (GO): Cul3-RING ubiquitin ligase complex; cytoplasm
Molecular function (GO): cullin family protein binding
Source: RefSeq, a predicted model, not a curated record